CCCCCCCACGCCGGCCGGUAGCCACUCGCCAGGGAGGAGGACCUCCCUCUCCUCCCUCUCCUCUCCAGCCGCUCCGCGUGUUGGAGAGCGAGAGGGCUCCGAGCUGCCGAGGAGGGGGAUGAAGCACUGUAUGGACUGCUUCUCCCAUGAUGGUGAUCUCAAGAAGCCCUUCGAGUUGGACAUCCACGGACGAGGCCAGGGCUACGCGGGGCGCUCGGUGAGGAACUCGGGUGCCGACGGCUUCCCCGUGACGGCCGCUCUCAAGUCGCUCAUCGCCGCCCCGAGGCUCCCCGACGACGCAUUUCCCUACAAACCGCUGCUCGCAGACGGCAGCCCUCCAGCCCCUCCAGCUGCUGCCGCUGCCGCAAGCAGGCAAUCAAAGCGCUUCGGAAGCAUUUGUGACGGUUUGGUGCCUCGCGCCGAGCCGGAGGAGAUGACGACGGAGACCCCCGGCCAGGAUGGUGGCGCGGCGCGGCCACCGACGCGCGUCAAGCCCAACCUCGACGCGUUCGGCUACGUGGGCAUCGACGCCGUGCUGGAGCAGAUGCGGCGCAAGGCCAUGAAGCAGGGCUUCGAGUUCAACAUCAUGGUGGUCGGGCAGAGCGGACUGGGCAAGUCGACCCUGGUGAACACGCUGUUCAAGUCUCCUGUGAGCCGCAAGUCGUGUACCCCCAACCACGAGGAGAAGAUCCCCAAGACGGUGGAGAUCAAGUCUGUGAGCCACGUCAUCGAAGAGAAGGGGGUGAAGAUGAAGUUGACGGUGAUCGACACUCCCGGAUUUGGGGACCAAAUAAAUAACAACAACUGCUGGGAGCCCGUGCUCAAGUACAUCAACGACCAAUACGAGAAGUACCUCGCGGAGGAGGUGAACAUCACGCGGAAGAAGAUCAUCCCCGACAGCAGGGUGCACUGCUGCAUCUACUUCAUCCCGGCCACCGGGCACUCGCUGAGGCUCCUGGACAUCGAGUUCAUGAAGCGCCUCGGGAAGGUGGUGAACAUCGUGCCGGUGAUCGCCAAGUCGGACACGCUGACGCUGGAGGAGAGGCAGGCCUUCAAGAAGAAGAUCCGGGAGCAGCUGGAGACGCAGGGCAUCAGCAUCUACCCCCACAAGGAGCACGACGAGGACGAGGAGGAUCGCUCCGCCAACAACAAAAUCCGGGAGCUAAUGCCGUUCGCCGUCGUCGGCAGCGACAAGGAUUACCUCGUCAACGGCCGCAAGAUGCUCGGGAGGAAAACAAAGUGGGGGAUCAUCGAGGUUGAGAACGUGGCGCACUGCGAGUUCUCUCAGCUGCGGGAGCUGCUGAUCAGGUCCCACACGCAGGACCUGAAGGAGGUGACGUCGUGCGUUCACUACGAGGGGUACCGAGUGCUGCGACUCAGCGAGGGCGGCAAGGACGUCGCAUCGGUCAACGGCCUCGCUGCCAAGGAGCAGCUCGCCUGAGCGACGGUCACGGCGCCCAAUCCAGUCCCUGUGGCCCAGCCCGAAGAAUCGGUUCUGAAUCGUCCGUGGUCUCCGUCUUUGUCUCGCCGUCUCGAGCACGCUCGGGAGGGCACGCGCACGCAGAGCGAUCACUCCGAGGGUGUCUGUUACGGCUUCUGUUUUAGGUGACUUAUCAACACGAGGGCUUCUCUAGUGAAUCCCAAGCACCGUCGUCGGGUAAGGGUAGACAGUGUCCCACCAUUGCGAAUUUGACACGUUUGGAUAAAUUGUAACGAGCCCAGUAUCUCUGCAUUGAUAUAAUAUUAAUAUAAGAUCGACACAAUAGUUGAUUUGUGGCUCGAGCCCUUGUUGUACUCAAAUACCUCUCUUCCAUUGUACAACCGAGCCAACGCUGAGCCAGCUCAGCAUGGCUCAGGAGUCGCCAGGUUGUGUUUCCACUACAGAGUGCCUGAACCGUGUCACUUACAUCACAUUGCAUAAGUACACUUCCUCGAUUGUACCGACUUAACGCGUGGCAGAAAUGGUUAACCCCUGGCCCUGCUUGACCUCGAGCCAGAUCCAGUUUAACGGUGCGGUUCUGGCUUGGCUCUGCCAAUAGUCAAAGGAGGGCCCCACGCUGGCACGGCUCUGAUGUGCAGUGGAAAAUGGGUAACUUUGAUCUGCUUAUUGGACGCCAAUGAAAUGAGAGAGUUAUCAUCGUCAGACACUUGGAACGAUCACGACGCGUUUACGUGGCCUAGCGGUGUCCAGAGGCUACCACGUACGCUACCUCCAAGUGGAGGGUUCGGUGAUUCAAAAAAAUAUAAAGUAUAAGAUUUGGUUCAAUCCUGCCUAUCGCACGGGCAGUUUAUUGAAGAGUACAUGCGACUCCUCAACCCUUCCUCACAUGCAGCGUUGUUGCUCGAACGUUUAUAAAAACAACUCAACGAAAGAGGAGCUGUUGGUGAGGAUUGCGGACGAGUGCAUCCCAUUACCCACAGUCCCCACCACACCGCUGUGUCGUGGAUCUUCUCAAACCCUGCCUUGUUUUAUUUUGUCUGUGGUACAACCCAUCGUGUCCUCCGAGUGAAAUCCCGCCAUUCCCUGACCACACCGACUUGUUGUUUAUAGCCGUGUUGUUGACGUGACAAGUGCAAUGUUUGUAGCUUUUGAUGAAAUGCAUUAUCGCCGUGACGUGCCAACUUUUCACAACAGUUCAACUGCGUUUUUAACCUGUUUACUGCCCGAGAGGAGAUUUGUCUUAACGUAGGAGCGUUGGUAUUUCUCAUCCAUAACCUUGUCUUGUUUAUAUUGUUGUCGUUGGGUUUUUUUCCCGCUGUGUUGGUUUUUUUUUGUCCUCUUGCCUGCCAUCGCUGUUUGACUCUUCUCAGGAAAGCCAGCUUUGUAAUGGAGAGCAGUUAAGCGGUGCAACGUUAGUCACGGUAUGAACUUUAGAAGCCGAAUCCUUGGGGAGGUUAAAACUUUUUGUAUUUUUCACACGCACACGUGGCGGCUUGAAGCACGGGUCACAGUCAUUUGUCAUCGUUUGUGGUAAAACCUGAUAUCAGAAUCAUAAUAAUAAUUGUCUUGGAUGUUUGGAGAAAAUAAUAGCCAUGCGACUGCAGAAUUGUCUCUCAAUGUAAGCGAGGCCGUGGUCUCAUCUGAGAACACAACAGAAAAACCGAAACCCUUUCACAAUUGUGCAUCUCAUUGCGGACUGUGAAGUGCUUUGUCUUAGUUUAUGCAACGUAACGAAAUAAAGGACACGUGCUUUUCUGCAAAAAAAAAUA
Messenger RNA from Lethenteron reissneri (Far Eastern brook lamprey), 3210 nucleotides. Its product is annotated as septin-9-like. Lineage: Eukaryota; Metazoa; Chordata; Hyperoartia; Petromyzontiformes; Petromyzontidae. The record is from RefSeq and is a predicted model, not a curated record. Gene Ontology annotation, molecular function: GTP binding.